Messenger RNA from Clonostachys byssicola, 2799 nucleotides. NCBI's taxonomy places the organism in Eukaryota, Fungi, Ascomycota, Sordariomycetes, Hypocreales, Bionectriaceae. The record is from the annotation of a GenBank genome assembly.
AUGGCUACGCCUGGUAAUCAGGCCAAGCAGGCAUGGCAUCAAGCCCUCAAGCUGCGCAAGCACUUGACGAAACAGAUAGAGAAGUUGAAAGCAGAUGGCUCAUCAUCUGGCACGAAUGUUUCCCACUUUGAUGCUAUUAGCGAAAGCCUGGAGCAAUUUCGCCUUGCCUGCGUGUCUACCAUUUUCCUCGAUUUCGAAUUCGCCGUUUCUGAGACGUCCGAAGAUAUACUGUGGCAAAUCCACAGCACUAUCAACACCGAGUUCCGUCGAGUUUUAAGCAAAUUCCGAAAUAAUUCGGCGCACGUUGUCGAAAGACGCAGGGUGGAAACAAAGUAUAACCAAUUUCUGCGGAUAGCGCAACAGUUUUAUAAGGGAUACAUCCAGCGCCUAUCUGCUCGUUAUGACGUCCGGGAGCUCAAGCGUGUUGCUCAUGGCAUUGCCGCCGAGCAGAUGCCGGCAACCGAUAUGAUAAGCCCUGUGUCAGAGGAUCUGAAAUCCAAAGUCUUGACCUCUUGCCACUCUACCUUGAUUCGCCUUGGGGAUUUGGCGCGUUACAGAACUCAGGCAAAGCAUAAGAAGUCGAGCUAUGAGACCGCGCUCUCAUAUUACAGCCUGGCGCAUGACCUUGUCCCUGAUUCCGGGUUCGCUUUUCAUCAGAUGGGCAUUAUCAACCUCGACGAAGGAAACCAUCUUGAUGUCAUUUAUCAUUUCUACCGUGCGUGGGCUGUCAAGGACCCUCAUCCGAACGCCAAGUCGAAUCUCGAAUCCAAGUUCAAGGGCCUCCAGACUACCAACUCUAAUUCGAGGAACAAGCCAUCAGUAUCCACGCCUAAUGAUGCGUUCAUCAUUUGGUUUGUUCGACUACAGGCGCUGUUCUACAAGGGAGAGGCCGUCACACCCCAGCACACUGAGCUUGAUAAAGAGGUCAUCCACCGUCUGGCAAUGGCUGCUAAAGAUCCCGCCACUGCACCCAUUUUGUUGAAGAUGUCACUUGUCAACAUUGCUGCAUAUUGCAUUUCUUCCGCUCAGUAUAAAGAUUCCAAAUCAGAAACUGCCUUCCGAUUUUGGCAAUAUUCUUUGGAUUUCAACAUCCGAUUUAUUCAAAAGUUGUGCGAUAUCAUCGCGGAUGAGCUCAAGCAGUCCCUGUCCCAGAACGAAGAGGCAUCGGCUGAAGGGGGUCUGGCUAUUCCGGACUUACCAACUGUCAGUGCUCUUCUCCCAAUUUUGCGAAUUUCUUGUAUCUGGCUUGCCACUCAUCGCCGCGAGGUCUUCGCUGUGACGGGUGCGCUUAACAAUUCUAUGGUCGCGUUGGUCAAGAGUUUGGCAACUGUCAUUACCCUGAUAGCGGCGGCAACAUAUUCGCGGACGGAUCUGGGUACCUGUCCAUAUCUCCUUGACGAAGACGUGGAGAUACGCGGCCUAAAAUCAUUCGGCGAGGAUAUGGUCCCGGAAGCGUGCAGAUGCCACAUUGACGAUAACGGCAAAGCGAAGCUUCAUUUGCAGUCCAAGGACGAUCGUCUCCCCAAGGCACGCGAAGUCACAGGCAGAAUGUUGGACACGCUCCGUUGUGCUUAUUUCUUGACUGAGGACCCAACUGUCCCGAUUACCACUCAGGUUUAUGAUGGCUGGCUUGUAUUCGUGUAUCAACCGGUCACAGCCUCUCAGCAACAUAGUGAGGUUCCAGUCUCUCAACAGAGAAGUGAGAUUCCAGACUCCCAACAAGAGAGUGAGGUUCCAGACUCUGUGCCCACGGACUCUGCCCCAACCACCUCUGUCCCGACUACCUCUGCUCCUGUUUCUUCAGAUGUUCCGCUGGAGAAGAAAGCGCAUGCAAAGAGAUUGCCUCGUUUGGAUGUCGGGGCGUCGAAUAGCCAGUCUUCGCCACGUAGGCAGAAUCUGGCGGCCAGCUCCAGCCCUCUACCCACCUCCAGGGCUGCUACUGCUGAUGUUGCAGCAAUUAACGGGCUGGACGAUGCCGACAAGACUGUUGUCAACAUGCUAUCUCCCUUCAUCGAUUGCCCGUCUCCAGAAUCCGAUCAUGACAUGGACGAGACAUCUUAUGGCAUGCACAGUGCAACUGCCAAUGAAAUCGCACAAGAGCUCCUGGCCAAAUACGAACCUGAGCAGCAGGUCGACCCUGAGGCAGACCCAAGCUCGUUCGCAUCAACUUCCGGGAGGUUUGCGCCCAUGCAUUGGGCUAGCUGGGACCCAAAGCCUACUUCCUCUGGAAUGCUUCGGUCGACUUCGAUGCUGGGCAACGGAACUGUGCCGAUCCAUCUUAGCCCCGGCCGCUCAUCUCGUGCUUCGGUCCCUGCCGGAGAAAGUCUUGAUGAUCCCUUCCGAUCACCGAGUCAGCGAUCUCCCAGAAGCCUGCAGUCUCGAGCUGCCAGCGGACUUGGAAACUCACACUCCUUGGCAGAAGAGGCUCACAGGAGCCAACUGCUCCAGGCGUUCUCCAACUCGCCUGCCCCUCGGCAGGCUUCUAUCUCUGGGUGGCCACAGGAUCAGAAUGUGUCUUUGGGCUCGACUUGGGGAGUUUCUCUAGGUCCCGAUAUGGGAAUUACAUCCUCAAGCAACUUUACAAAUGUCAGCAGCCUCUAUCAAGGCACGCCAAGCACUGGAUUCAUUCAAGCCGGUAUGCCCGUUUACGGGAGUGGCUCUCUGGAAAGCAAUAGAGUCCAAAAUGGAGGCUCCCGAGAACAGCCAGCCUCCUCAUCGACUCGCCGUCUUCAAAUGGACAACAGAGCAUGGAACUACAACGCAAAGGUUUUGCAGUCAGCAUUUCAGGGUGAGGAGUAG